Molecule: messenger RNA, 1183 nt
Organism: Harmonia axyridis
Lineage: Eukaryota; Metazoa; Arthropoda; Insecta; Coleoptera; Coccinellidae
Exons: 3
Coding region: 265-582 (105 amino acids)
Source: RefSeq, a predicted model, not a curated record
GCACUGUCAGUGUCAUUUACAAAUUGUUUGUAUACAUUGAACGGGUAAUAAUAUGCAAGUCAAUUCAUUUCUUAUUAUUUAAUGUUAUAAUAAUUCUGUUUUCAUAAAAUUGAAUAAUUUACAUACGUUCAAAGGAAUGGGUAAAUUGAGGCUUUCGUUUUCAUAUGACUAUUUUUUUCUAACUGGAGGGAUGUUGCUUAUGCUUAAUUUAACUACACAUUGAUCAAAGCAGAAACUCAGUGAAGCAUUGAACCGUAUAUUGCCAUGGCUGAUUUACACUUGGAUAUCCAGUUAUCACUAGAACUCAGAAUGGCAGAGUUCAAAUCUGACCCAGAAAAAAUGCAGGAAGUCAAUGCAUUUUUAGAUGAAUUAUUUAAAAAAGCAGUGAAAGAAGCAGGACAAAGAAAAGAGGUUGAAGAAAAGGCAAAAGCUGAAUCCUCCAAUUCACAUAAUGGAACCAAAAAAAUAGGUGCUUGGUCUAGUAGAGCUAGAACAUCAGCAAGAUCAUUUGCAUCAAGAUUGAUUACUACCAUUUGCAACUGCACAAAUUCAGUUCGUAAUGUAGUAAUCAACAAGAACUGAAAUUUUUAGAACUCAAUUUUUGUUUCAGUCCCCAAUGACUUUAAAAUGGAAACGCAAAUAUUGUAACAGAUUUAUUGAUGUUGUUUUAAUGAUUUUUGAUGUUAACUAAGUUUAAGUUGUUGAAAUUUUCUGUUGAUAUUUAUUCCUCGUUCCACAUUGGAAAUAUUGUUAAUAACUUUAUUCUUGACAGCUUUAUUUAUGACGUUCUUUCAGGAUAAUUUAUAACAGGAAAGUGUUAAUUUGGAUUGAUUAAUCUCAAAAGGGGAUCCAUGUUCCAAAUAAUUUUAUAAUAAUUAUUUUAUGAGGUUUAUAUAUUUAUAUUCAUUUAUAAGUUGGAGAAAUGACAUUCCAACAUCAUGAAAAUAUAUUUUUUCAUAUAAAUCUAUUUUUCAUGAAUAUUCUUGAUCAAUAUCUCUGAAGAUUGAAAUUAUUAAGCAGAUUUUGGCUAUAUUUUAUGAAAGUUCAUUGUACAUCAUUUUAUUUCAAGAUUCCAAGUAUUAAAUAUCACUCCGUAUUGAGUUGAAUUUUAAAUUUACAGAGAAAAAUUGGGGCACUGAAAAAUUUUUCAGAAGUCAAUAAUGCUACUUUGUGCAUUUAUUUA